Actinia tenebrosa (Australian red waratah sea anemone) is the source of this 2365-nucleotide messenger RNA. RefSeq names its product N-acetylgalactosamine kinase. NCBI's taxonomy places the organism in Eukaryota, Metazoa, Cnidaria, Anthozoa, Actiniaria, Actiniidae. The record is from RefSeq and is a predicted model, not a curated record. Gene Ontology annotation, cellular component: cytoplasm; cytosol. Gene Ontology annotation, biological process: galactose metabolic process; carbohydrate phosphorylation. Gene Ontology annotation, molecular function: ATP binding; galactokinase activity.
CAUACCAUCCGAGACUCGUGACAAGACGACAAAAAAAACCAUGGAAGACGAAGCGGUGCCGGAAGUGAAAAAAGCUCGUCUUGAAACAAGCCCUCCACUCUAUGGAUCGCUAGAAUUAAUAUACCACAACUCAACUGAAAAGCAACGUGCAAGGUAUGAAAAAUUAAAUGAUUUGUUCGUAGAGAAAUAUGGUCAUGCUCCUGCCUUCUAUGCUAGAGCUCCUGGUAGAGUCAAUAUCAUAGGUGAACAUAUUGAUUACUGUGGUUAUGGAGUCCUUCCAAUGGCCUUGGAACAAGAUAUUGUCAUUGCCGCUAGUACAAACACGGAUAAGAUGCUACAUAUCAACAACACCAAUCCUGAAUUCCAGGAUUUUAGUGUGGAUACUCUAGAAUAUCAAAUUGAUGGAAAAGAAUGGUACCACUAUUUCCUAUGUGGAUACAAGGGUAUUGUUGACUUCCCAGUGUUAGCGAUACUUGAUCCAGUUGGAAUGAAUUUGAUAGUGGAUGGUAGUGUUCCUAAGAGUGCUGGUUUGUCAAGCUCAUCUGCUCUUGUUUGCUGCUCUGCACUAGCCACUCUGUACGCCAAUAAUCUAGAACUGACAAAGCAUGAGUUGGCAGAGAUCUGUACUAAAUGUGAGAAAUACAUUGGAACUGAAGGAGGAGGUAUGGAUCAGGCCAUUUCCUUCCUCGCGGAAAGAGGAACAGCCAAGUAUGUGGAGUUCCACCCCACCAGGGCCACUGACAUCAAGCUACCUGAUGGGGUUGCGUUUGUCAUUGCAAAUUGCUUGGUUGAAAUGAAGAAAUCAGAAUCUGCAGGAACUCAUUUCAAUGUUCGAGUUGUUGAAUGUCGUACAGCAGCAAAGUAUUUGGCUAAAGUAAAAGGCCUAGAGUGGAGAAAGAUCCGCCUCUUGCGUGAAGUACAAGAUGAAUUGAACCUCAAGCUUGAGGACAUGGUUCACUUGGUUGAAUCGGAGCUUAAGAAGGAGCCAUACACCAAAGAUGAAUUGUGCAAAUUCUUUGAUAUCACGGAAGAAGAACUGAUAGAGAACUGCCUGAGUAAGUCCACUGUAGGUGUGAAGAGUCUCAAGCUUCAUGACCGAGCCAAGCAUGUGUAUGCCGAAGCUGAUAGGGUACUGAAGUUUAAGCAAAUAUGCGAAGAAAAUCCACCCGAUAUUAUGAAGGCCCUAGGGAAAUUGAUGGACGAAAGCUUUGACAGUUGUAGGGACUUGUACGAGUGUAGCUGCGAUGAACUCAAUGAGCUUGUGGCUGCUUGCAGGGAAGCAGGAGCACUGGGUUCCAGGCUAACAGGAGCAGGAUGGGGCGGUUGCACAGUCUCCAUGGUUCGCACAGAUGCACUAGAUGAUUUUAUAUCCAAAGUCACGAAGGCUUAUUACUCAAAACCAGGCCACCAGGAGCGAGUCGAGGAAGCGCUGUUUGCUACUGAGCCAGGGUCAGGAGCGGCAGUGCUCUGCUUGGACUAGACUACAACUAUUAGAAAAUAUAAGUCUUUGAUGCCUUUGUUCCUUUUGGGGAGGGUAUAGAUAGAUACCUAGAUGCUUCAAGAAGCAAGGACAUAUUACUAGAGGGAGCCCAGUUUUAAAGUUAUAAAUGAUUAGCUUUCCAUGGCUUUUUGGGAGAUAGUGAUUAUGGUGAAUUGUAGUCUAGCUUGGAUACAAGCAUUUUUUAUUUGCCAUAUCUUAUAUUCAUUGUUUUUACUCAAGCUAGACCACAAUGCAUCAAUUUUGAUUAUCAAAUUUUAAAAAAGGCCUGUUUGUGUUUUAUGGCUCAGUUCUAGUGAAGAAUUGCAUCAUGGUUUAGCUUGGGUACAAAGGCUUUUGUACAGCCUAUCUUAUGUUUUUUGCGCCCAAGCCAGUCCAGGUUGCAUCCUGCUUAUCAAAGCCAGAAGACGCCUUUGAGGAUGAGGAGAAGGCUAUAACAGUAUACCAUUUUCACUGGUCCCACUUUACUCAUAUAUAAGUUAUGGGAGCAGACCUGGUGCAGUUCUCUAAAGAACCACUACAUCACAAGGAAAGGAAGAGGGGAAUAACAAAAUAAAGAGAGCAGCCACAGGUCGAGGGGAGUAUAGCAGAGAACUAAAAUUCUUAUGAGUGAAUAAGAUACUGCACGACCCUAACAAGUUGGAAUAGACUUCUUAUAAAUUCUCACACAUGGGACACUACUGAAAAUGAAUGAACAUAAUUUCUUUAGUUUCUGCUCUGCAGUCAACUUAUCUAAAGUGGGCUCCCUCUGGUAAUACUUGAUUGAGGACUGACUUGAGAAGACAGCCUUGGGCGAGCAUGAAAGUUUGCAAAAUUUCAACCAAAAGGAACGAGUUUGAAGACAAAAAAACACCUUACUUUUUGUUA